UCUAAAAUGUGUCUCAUUUUGCAGGUGCUAUCAACAAAUUGUUCAACAUGAGUGAACAGUGCUUUUGUCUACGGUGGAAUAAUUACCAGAGCAGCGUGGUUGGGGUCUUACGCACACUGCUUGAGGAAGGACAUUUUGUUGAUGUCACUUUAGCAUGUGAUGGAAGACAGCUGAAGGCACAUAAGCUUAUGCUGUCAGCUUGUUCCAAUUUCUUCAGGGAUUUACUAAAGGAAAACCCCAGUGAACAUCCUAUUAUUUUUCUUCGUGAUGUAAGGUUUUGGGAACUAGAGUCUAUCAUGGACUUCAUUUAUAAUGGGCAGGUUAACGUUAUGCAGGAUCAGUUACCAGGUUUUAUUCGCACUGCUGAGGCCCUACAGAUCAAAGGGCUUGCAGCAGUAAAUAAUAAUAAUAACAACAUCCAUGCCAAGCCACCCGAUGCUAGGCACUUUUGUGGCGAAAUUGGCCGCCUGCCUGAGCCCUACUUGGGUGGUGGUGGGGAAACGGGGGGAGAGCCCCACCAGCCUCCACCUCUCAAGAGGCCUCGGAGACCCCUCCCUGCCACCCACACCCUCCUCCCACCAAGACCUGAAGUACAACCACUGGUUGGAAAAGUGCCUCAGGAAGACCUGAAUUCAAAAGCAGCCACAGCCACUGUCCCUUCACAAACAGCAGCCAAGCCUCAGGCACCUGUUUUGGAUACUAAUAGGACAGAUCCUGUCGCAGGAACAACUGCUCCAGGAACUGCUGUUAUAUCAGCACCUGCAGCCCGAGGUUCUUCUCUAGCACCAGGUGGAGACAAACCUGCUGUUGGGAAAUGUGAAGAUGACCAGACCCCCUCCCCAGAUGCAGAAUCAGACACGGAACUAGGCAGCAAUGAUAGCUCAUCACUUACUGAUAAUCCAAAAGAGGUUGAGUGGUCACCUGGAGACAGUCAAUCUACCCUUGGCCUUAAUUUCAACGAUGGAGGAUACCCCUUGUGUAAAGUGUGUGGAAAAGUGUUCAAGCAUCAGGGUUCUCUCGUCGCUCAUUAUCAGGUUCAUCAAUUGCGCACUAAAUGUCCAGUAUGCAAAAAGGUUCUGUCGCGACACUAUCAUAUGAAGGUACAUCUACUGACAGUACAUAAAGUACCGGACGCAGAAAUAGAAGGCCUUCUAAGGAGCCAAAAUAUUGUUUAGUAUAUAAUUCGAACGACAUGAAAAAUCAUAUUUUAUAUGUAAAUAAUAUAUAUAAAUAUAAAUAUAUACCAGACAAAUGUUACAGCUUAUUGUUUUGUAUAUUAAACAAUAAAAUAUUCUUUUCUACAUACUUUUAAUUUUAUGUAAAAUAAUUAUGUAUUAUAAAUAUCCAAUAUAGCAUCUGUGCAAGACUUGAAAAGCAAGAGUGGUUGCUCUUCUCUGGAUCUCAUGUAUGUUGUUUGUUUUGUUUUUUGAAAAAGGUUUAUAGGCUAAGUUCAAAGUGUUCCCUAUAUACUUUACAAUAUAUGAAAUCGGCAUGAUAUUACAAAAUUAUGAGUAUGUAAUUCAAUUCCUAAUGUUUCCUUUUUAAUACUUUGCCCACCUCCCUCGCCCACUACCCCCUCUUUCCCUUUCUUGCUAUCUUCUCUUGCUCUUUGUAUACUGUAAGACAUCUUAGAAAAAAUAUUAAUGUAAAUAAAAUAUAAAACCAGAGCAUGGGAUGACCCACACAAUGUAUAUUUAUGUUUGAAGACAUUUUUGUAGACUUAAAGACGGGAAAGGGGCAUUUAGGAUUGAAUAUGGUGUCUGGAUUCUGUAGGGAAGUAUGUUCAGAUAUUUAUUUGACACAUUUUUGUUUGAAAAUAUGAUUAAACAAAAAAGAGAAAUUACAUCCAAGUGUAUCUUAUAUAAAGAAUGGCACUUCAUAGAAACAAAAAAAUAGAUUAUUAUUAUCUGUUAUUGAUAUAUUAUCACAGAUUGAGGUGCUAAGUCCUGUAUGGUUUUGAUUAGUUUUCAUUCUUCCAGGACAUUAAUUUAACUAGGAACUAUGUAAGCAGUCGAUAUUAAUCACUCAUCAAGGUGGUGAUUGUUAUGAAAUUACCCCCAUUUAGAGGCAGGUGAAGACAAUAACCUCAGCGAAUAAAGUAUUUGGUAGUAUUUGGUGCUUUGUGGACAACGCUUCCAGAUUUUUCUUUUUAUUUAAUGAUCCAGGUGUUUUUAAAUAUUUCCUUGUGUUUUUGGAAGACCUUAUUGUUUUAAUGUAAAAGACCCAGUCAUCAUUAUUUAAGUUUUAUCAGAUCACAUUUCAUAUUAUGAAUGUAAGCAAUAUUAGUGCAAUUUACUUAAAAUUGAAAGUUAAAUAAUUAAAUUCUUGGUAUGUAAGAAUUAAUUUAAAGUGAGUUAGAUCAUUGUAGAUUUUAAGAAUAGUAGAACCUGAAGCAGAUUGUAGUAUAGUACAUUAUGCAAGUUAAGAUAAAGUUUCUGCUGUCUUUUAAAGUAUCUUGUAAUAUAGUUACCAAAUGAAUAUGUUACCAUAUAAUAUUUAGUAUGAAUUUUCUCCAGAAAAUGUAAAAUGACUUGAUUUUAAAAAAUCAAUAGCCUGAGACUGUUUACUGUAUUCACAGAAAGGAAAAUGUAGUAUUUGUCUGACAUUCCAUUAGCAUUGCUUAUUGUAGAAUACUACCACAGUAAAGUGAAAUUUAGAAACUUGUUCAUGUAACUAAAGAUUUUAAAAGAUUUUAGAAGAUAUAUAUGUACACAAAUACAAGAAUGUAUAAAAUCUAUAAAUGGUUUUAGGAAAGAUUCUUUUUUUCUUUUUUUUUUUGUAAUAGCUCCCACAUACUGAUUAUGUACUUUAAUGUCCUCAUUUGCAAUCCUUUGUAUUUCAAGCUCAUUCUGAUACUACAGAAUGUACUCUUAGCAUCACAACAGAGCUCUUUAAGAGGGAGCUUUGCAACUUUUAAUUGACUGCAAGUGAGAAAUUAUCACGACCUAAGGUGGCAGUAAUUUUACAUUAUUUAAUACUGGUGAAGGGCAAAUUGAUUAGAAAACCAAUCAUUGCUUUAUUAAUUAUUUUUUGCAUAUGAUAAUCGUAUCAUUAAACUGUUCAGGUGAAAUGGAGUUGCAACUUUUUUUUUUUUUUUUUUUUUUUUUUUUUUCAAUACAUGUUAUGUUACACUAUUGACAAGUACAAAGGACUAUCCAGAUCUUCUGUAUUAUAUGUAAAAAGUAGUUAUAAUAAUAACCUUAUGUGAAAAUAUUUUAUUUGUAUCAUUUUUAUGUUUUGCACUCAUAAAGAUAGUUGUGGUAA
Molecule: messenger RNA, 3264 nt
Organism: Penaeus vannamei (Pacific white shrimp)
Lineage: Eukaryota; Metazoa; Arthropoda; Malacostraca; Decapoda; Penaeidae
Source: RefSeq, a predicted model, not a curated record